Messenger RNA from Photinus pyralis (common eastern firefly), 1346 nucleotides. Its product is annotated as G2/M phase-specific E3 ubiquitin-protein ligase-like. Lineage: Eukaryota; Metazoa; Arthropoda; Insecta; Coleoptera; Lampyridae. The coding region runs from base 308 to 1327 and encodes 339 amino acids. Gene Ontology annotation, molecular function: ubiquitin-protein transferase activity. The record is from RefSeq and is a predicted model, not a curated record. The transcript has 3 exons.
UUUUGAUGCGUUUGAAAAGGAACCAACAUGCGCAACAGACAUUACACUUCUUAUAAAUUCAAUCUUAGAUGGAAGUGGUGACCACAACAAAACUUCCUCACAACCAACUAACUCUACUAACUAUUCUUGUGUGGUAAUUGGCGAUACUCCUACCAAUCUAGAUCCGAGUCUAGAUCUCUCAGAAUGUCAAUAUUUUCCGCAGACGUUUAAAGAAGUGUUACGAAUUUUACAAAAAUCAGUUGAUCUCGAAACAUCAUAUACAUUUACUGUUUUCAGAGAUGAAAUUUUUGAGUGUUGUGUAAGGGCCAUGAGACGACCGACAUUUUCACCAUAUAAAAAAAUGUUCGUGAAAUUUAGCGAUAUUGAGGGACUGUCGGAAGGGGCCAUUGACGAUGGAGGGCCAACGAGGGAGCUUUUUCGGCUUGUUUUAACUUACAUUAAAGAUAGUCCAAUGUUUGUCGGUAACCGCAAAAAACUAUCACUUAACGCAGUUGCUUUGGAAAACAAGCAUUAUUUCGAAGCAGGCCGGAUCAUAGCUUUAUCGCUAAUACACGGAGGCCCUGCCCCACAUUUUGUUUCGGAUUUCCUCUUUAGUUUGAUAGUCGGAGAUGAGAAUACAAAACCCACAUUUGAAGAUGUAGAAGAGGAUGUCAGAUCGACCCUAAUACAACUAAAAAAUUGUGAUUGUCUUUCCGAUGCACAGAAUAUAGUUACGGACAACAAUAUAUUUUCGACUGCGGGAUAUAGUUUUAUUUUCAAGAUUGAAGAGAUACCAAAAGUUUUAGAGGGGACGGUCACAUUUUUUACUGUCACAAGAAUUAGCGAUGCUUUAUUUCAGUUCAUGGAAGGCCUCAAGACGUGCAACGUCUAUGAGUAUUUGACAAAAUAUCCUCAUCUAUUUAAAAGGUAUAUGUGCAAUGACAUAAUAGCAAUUACAGCAGAAGAUCUGGAUAACUUGUUUGAAGUAUCAUAUUCCGCCAUCGGUUCAAAUACACGAAAAGUCGAAAACAAGGUUAUUACCUAUUUUCGGGAUUUCCUGCUUGACUGUGAAGGUAAUAACUCUCAAGAUAUAUCUAGUACCUGCUCCCAUGGAAAGGUGUCAGUAACAGAUGUUAUGGUAUUUGCCACAGGUGCAGACCAUAUUCCUCCAUUAGGCUUUCGAACAAAGCCGCAAAUAGAAUUUUUGCACGGCGAUUCAAGUAUUUACCCAAAAGCAAAUACAUGUUCUCUGACGCUUCAAUUGCCAGUUGCACAUACGAAAUACGAAGAAUUUACAAAUGCUUUGAAUUUCUCAAUUGCCAAUUGCAAUUCUUUUGGGUUCUCGUAGUUUGUAAGUUAUCCAUAUU